This is a messenger RNA of Aspergillus novofumigatus IBT 16806, 3112 nucleotides long. RefSeq names its product putative LPXTG-motif cell wall anchor domain protein. NCBI's taxonomy places the organism in Eukaryota, Fungi, Ascomycota, Eurotiomycetes, Eurotiales, Aspergillaceae. The transcript is spliced from 2 exons. The record is from RefSeq and is a predicted model, not a curated record. Bases 155 to 3112 code for a protein of 985 amino acids.
CUUUCUGCGAGACUCGCUUCCCUGCGUGUUCCCAGAAAUCCAAACGUUCUAGUCCAGAUCUCUCCUAUGAUCCCAUCAUCACCUGCCAGUCUUCCCACCAAUUCGAUUCGAACAUGCAAUUGUGCAUCCUGUCGAUGCCUGAUCUACAUUGCAGAUGUCCAAAGACGUAACUUUCUCCCCCGUGUCCACCAUCAUCCCACGAUCUCCUCAAGACGAUCUCCCAAACCCUUAUAUUCGACUCCGUCGCCGACAGACAGAUUCCGCGGUGGUUCUGAAACGUACCAUUCAUGCACCCCAGAGAGACCGGCAUCCCAUUCUGGCUCGCCGUUCGAUUGCGAAUCCUGCAUGGGCAGCAGACUCGAUUCCUUCUUCUUUCUCUCCCACUACCUCUUCUGUCUCGCCCAGGUUGAGCCUGAUAGGGUCGUCGGCGGGUCCAACUCAGGCCGAGGACUUCCAAGAACCCCGACAGACAACACGCUACGACCUAGAUGAUCGUCAACAUAAUCAAGCCUCCCGCUACAAGUCUCAUCGCGACGACCAGAGUAACGCCAGAGCUAAAGUUUCAGGCCGUCAGACCGUCAUGUCUGCGGCCGCCUCCCGUGACACGGGCAGGGCAGCCACGCUAAUAUCCACCGGUACCAGCGCCUCCCCAUCAGCACCAGGAACAACAAUCACAACCACAACCACAACAACAACGGCACCAGCAAACUCGAGCCCAUCAUCAGCAUCACAUCCCUAUCCAUCUUCUGCUUCAUCACCGCGUUUACCGCAGAGUCGAUUUAGCUUUGAGUAUCAGCUUCCCUGGCACAAGCGGGCCCUGCCGACCCAAGCUAGCUUUCCCAGUGUAACCCCCUCAGACACUGAUCCGACUCCGAACCCCCAGCGCGCUUUUUUGUACGACGGAUCUCGGCGGUCAGUGCCAACCUUCAGUACCUCCCGUGUUCGCAAUUCAACUGCGCCUGCUUCUCCGUCGCAUUUGCCGUCCCCGUUGUCAAUCUCAGAGAAGUCUAGCGAUUUUCCGCUGCCGUGUGAUGCGGACUCGAUCGACAACGCCCUGAGUUUCAAUGCCUCGAAGCGUCGUCGUAAACAGUCCUUGUCACAGUCUCAGCAACAAAGCCAGGCAGAUGUGAAGAGGAGGAUGCCGGUGUCAACAGCGACUUACGUCCAGGGGAGCCCACAGGCAAGCGAUCGCGAUCGCGCAAUCCACAACUUAGACCAGACCGAUCAAGAAGAUGGCGCUAGAACGCCAGUCGCAGAAGAUCCCAAAUCCAAGAAUGAGGACAUCUUCUUGAAUAUUGCCCGAUCAGACUCAAAGCGGCGCGACUCCUUGGGGCGCUCAGAACUUAGACGGCACUUACGACACCCCUUGCACUCCCUCAACAAUUCCCCAUCAAACCCUUACAGCGCCCUUCCUUACUCCUACUCGGCCUCCGCUCAUCCCCUUGAUGACCAUCCCCGCUCCCGACAUUCCACAAUAGGCUCGAGUUCGAGGUCAACUCUUGGCAUAUCGAGAAGUAGGCUUGGUCAGGCAAGCCCAGACACAUCACCAUACUCAGCCGAACUUCACAUAGAAAGAAGGGGCUCGCUACAAGAUCCUCGAGUUUACCGCCAUUCUGCUCUUGCCAGCCUUCGAAGCAGUCGACAGGCGUCGGGCUCCGAUGUCACAGAGCGGCCGCGGCCAGAGCCUGAUCGAUCACGGCAGGAUGGCACGGAGUCGACCUUGUCAACGACUGCUCCGUCUACGGUCUGGGAUGAGCUGGAAGAUCUGAAGUCGCGAAUCAAGAAGCUGGAAUUGACCGGAAAACUACCGCCGUCGUCUCAAGCUGCGAUAUCGACAGUCUCCGGAGAGCGACCCCGAACUGCAACCACUACAGUAACGACCGUCUCCUCCUCUCCAAACCACAACCAUAAGAUAAGCCUCUCAGCGGCGGAAACGGAGGCUGCCACGGCCACUAAUCCAGUGCACCCGCUUUUGCAAUCGGCUCUACUCAAAGCGAGAGAUGUAUUGACCAACGAGGUGUAUAAAUCGCUCGAGGCCGCAGUCACAGAUGCGCUGGCUCUCUCAAGCCUAUUAGGCACUAAUAAAGCUCCCUCUGGUGGAGUUUCGGUUGUCAAUGGCUACAGCUCCUCUGACCGGCAGUCUAGGCGAAAGGCCGACAGUGUCUGCCGCAGCUUGACAGAACUCUGUCUCGCUUUAUCAGACGAACAGCUUUCUAAACAGCACUUGUCGGCCGGCGACGAUGACACUAUAACCCAGUUACCUACCAGCGCGAAUGAGGAGUCGUCAACGCUCAAUCGUUCCCUUCGACGUAGUAUGACCUUGGAACCUGAGGUCCCCAGCCGCCGAAAGAGCACCACUCAUGUAUCUAGUCGUCUAGAGGCACGUCGGCAAAGCCUGGCCAAUACGAACGGCAACAGCAGCAGCAGAAAAGACCUCUCUGCUCUCCCGGAUGGCAAUAGUCCCUCAUCGCCCGGCGCAUCUGCUCCUAAAAGCCGACUCAGUCGUCUCUCAACUCCAUUGCGUAGCAAGAGGCUACAGCCCGAGGAUGAAGACACCGACCUGCCAAGUCCACAUAGUCGCUCGAUCUCAAGAGCGAUGACCGACAUUGACAAUUCAGCAGCGGCACAGCGCCUCUCACCGCGGCAGCGGGUGGUGCAUGGUUAUACCGCCUCCCAACAGGUCUCAGAUCCUCAGCGCCCUCAAGGCUCCAGAUUGUCGUAUCAAUCCACGCGUACACAGCUACAGCAACCACGCACCCCGACCGCACCGCAGUCCAGCAUUCCGCUACGCAGAAGCCUUGCAAUUCCUGCGAACUAUACGCCGACCACAUCCCGCUUGAACAUCCUUGCUGGUUCUCGCAGAUAUGGUACCUCUGGCAUUCCUUCAGCCGCAGGUGAUGGUUCGGCGCCGGACGGCCAGAGUGACGGUAUGUCCUCUCAACAAGGUCUGUUUCAGACAAGAAUUACCGCACCAUCGAGCAAGCAGGCAGCCAGCUAUACCCCCAUCCAGCAGAGUCGAGCACGAGCGAACAGUAUGGGAGUACGAACAUUUGGCCUCAGGCAGCGACCGACGGUCGCAUAUGAAGACCCUUUAGACGUGAGCAUCGACUGA